AGAUAUAAAAGGCCGCACAACAAUUUUCAAACCCUCUUUAUCUAAGAUCCGUCCGUACUGAAGGUCAUCGAAUCUCGGUCGCUCAUUGGUCGAGACAUUGCGACUAGUGGCGACCUCAUCCAGCUAGUCCACUUCGUGGCAAGAGUUCUAGCUUGGCUCUUCCUUUUCACGGGCUGUGCGCCAUAACUGGCGUUCGUGUUUUUGACUGUGCUAAACGAAUCAAGGAACAUCCAAGAUGGUUAACUUUACCGUCGACGAAAUCCGUGGCAUGAUGGACAAGAAGCGGAACAUCCGUAACAUGUCCGUCAUUGCUCACGUGGACCACGGCAAAUCCACGCUGACUGACUCUUUGGUCUCCAAAGCUGGUAUCAUUGCUGGUGCCAAGGCUGGUGAGACCCGUUUUACCGACACACGUAAGGAUGAGCAGGAAAGAUGUAUUACCAUCAAGUCGACCGCUAUCUCCAUGUACUUUGAACUGGAAGAUAAGGAUUUGGUGUUCAUCACCAACGCUGACCAGCGCGAAAAGGACGUGAAGGGUUUCUUGAUCAACUUGAUCGAUUCUCCCGGACACGUUGACUUCUCUUCUGAGGUAACUGCUGCUCUGCGUGUGACUGACGGUGCUUUGGUCGUCGUUGACUGCGUUUCUGGUGUGUGCGUACAGACCGAAACUGUACUGCGCCAGGCCAUCGCCGAACGUAUCAAGCCAAUUUUGUUCAUGAACAAGAUGGACCGUGCUCUUCUUGAGCUGCAAUUGGACUCUGAGGAAUUGUACCAGACUUUCCAGCGUAUUGUGGAAAAUGUUAACGUAAUCAUCGCCACCUACUCUGACGACAGCGGUCCAAUGGGUGAAGUUCGCGUUGACCCCAGCAAGGGUUCAGUUGGUUUUGGUUCCGGUCUGCACGGCUGGGCCUUUACCCUGAAACAAUUCGCCGAGAUGUACGCCGAGAAAUUCAAGAUCGACGUCGUUAAGCUAAUGAACCGUCUUUGGGGUGAGAACUUCUUCAACGCCAAGACCAAGAAGUGGGCCAAGCAGAAGGAAGACGAUAACAAACGUUCUUUCUGCAUGUACAUCUUGGACCCCGUCUACAAGGUGUUUGACUCCAUCAUGAACUACAAGAAAGAAGAGUACGAAGCGUUGCUCCCGAAAUUGGGCAUCACUCUGAAACACGAAGAUAAGGACAAGGAUGGCAAGCAACUGUUAAAGGUUGUAAUGAGGACAUGGUUGCCUGCUGGUGAAGCUUUGCUUCAGAUGAUUGCCAUUCAUUUGCCGUCGCCGGUCGUCGCGCAAAAGUACCGUAUGGAGAUGUUGUACGAAGGCCCUCAUGACGAUGAGGCCGCCGUCGGUGUCAAGACCUGUGACCCGAACGGUCCCCUUAUGAUGUACGUGUCCAAGAUGGUACCGACAUCCGAUAAGGGUAGAUUCUACGCUUUUGGUCGUGUCUUCUCUGGCAAGGUCGCCACCGGUCAGAAGGCUCGCAUCAUGGGCCCCAACUACGUUCCCGGUAAGAAGGAAGAUCUCUACGAGAAGGCCAUUCAGCGUACCAUCCUGAUGAUGGGACGUUACGUUGAAGCCAUUGAAGAUGUGCCAUGCGGUAACAUCUGUGGUCUUGUCGGUGUUGAUCAGUUCUUGGUGAAGACCGGAACCAUCUCCACUUUCAAGGACGCCCACAACAUGAAGGUCAUGAAGUUCUCUGUAUCACCUGUUGUGCGUGUUGCUGUCGAACCCAAGAACCCAGCUGAUUUGCCCAAACUUGUGGAGGGUUUGAAGCGUUUGGCUAAAUCCGAUCCUAUGGUGCAAUGUAUCAUUGAAGAGUCUGGUGAGCACAUUAUUGCCGGUGCUGGUGAGUUGCACUUGGAAAUUUGCUUGAAGGAUUUGGAAGAAGACCACGCCUGCAUUCCAAUUAAGAAAUCCGACCCUGUUGUCUCUUACCGUGAGACAGUCAGCGAGGAGUCCGACCAAAUGUGCCUGUCGAAAUCGCCCAACAAGCAUAACAGGUUGUUCAUGAAGGCUUGCCCCAUGCCCGAUGGCUUAGCCGAAGAUAUUGACAAUGGCGAGGUCAACCCACGUGAUGACUUCAAGGUGCGCGCUCGUUACUUGUGCGACAAGUACGACUACGAUAUCACCGAAGCUCGUAAGAUCUGGUGUUUCGGCCCUGACGGCACAGGUCCCAACAUCUUGCUUGAUUGUACCAAGGGUGUGCAAUACCUUAACGAAAUCAAGGACUCUGUCGUCGCUGGUUUCCAAUGGGCGUCCAAGGAAGGUGUCCUCUCUGAGGAGAACUUGCGUGCGGUGCGUUUCAACAUCUACGACGUUACCCUGCACGCUGACGCCAUCCAUAGAGGCGGUGGCCAGAUCAUUCCAACCACUCGUCGUUGUUUGUACGCUUGUCUGAUGACUGCUCAGCCCAGGCUUAUGGAGCCCGUCUACCUUUGCGAAAUUCAGUGCCCCGAAGUCGCCGUUGGUGGCAUCUACGGUGUAUUGAACAGACGUCGUGGACACGUUUUCGAGGAACAACAGGUCACAGACCCCAUGUUCGUCGUCAAGGCAUACUUGCCCGUCAAUGAGUCCUUCGGAUUCACCGCUGAUCUUCGCUCCAACACUGGCGGACAAGCCUUCCCGCAAUGCGUCUUCGAUCAUUGGCAAGUGCUGCCUGGUAAUCCCAUGGAACUUGGAACGAAGCCAUACCAAAUUGUGCAGGACACGCGUAAACGAAAGGGUCUUAAGGAAGGUCUGCCCGACCUUGCUUCCUACUUGGACAAAAUGUAAACAUCGGGGUGUUAGGAUCUGUACAAAGUUUGAAAGAUUCAAAAUAAACUACAAAAUCGAUAAAUUAA
Molecule: messenger RNA, 2835 nt
Organism: Dalotia coriaria
Lineage: Eukaryota; Metazoa; Arthropoda; Insecta; Coleoptera; Staphylinidae
Product: eukaryotic translation elongation factor 2-like
Biological process (GO): translational elongation
Cellular component (GO): ribonucleoprotein complex; cytosol
Molecular function (GO): GTPase activity; ribosome binding; translation elongation factor activity
Source: RefSeq, a predicted model, not a curated record